Clarias gariepinus (North African catfish) is the source of this 756-nucleotide messenger RNA. RefSeq lists its product as uncharacterized. The coding region runs from base 1 to 639 and encodes 212 amino acids. Lineage: Eukaryota; Metazoa; Chordata; Actinopteri; Siluriformes; Clariidae. The record is from RefSeq and is a predicted model, not a curated record. The transcript is spliced from 8 exons.
AUGUGUAACAUGGAAACCAGACAAUUGAAGCGAAACAUAAAAGCCCUGCUUGGUCAUUAUAUUGGGCAAAAGCUCAGAGAAAAUGGCUUUGACCCCAAGGGGAAAUUAUCUUCUUCAAUGCUGGAUGAUCUGGCUCAUUAUGACUUAGCCAUAAGUGUAGCCUUAUGGUGGAUUAAUGAGAAAAAGGGAGCAGAUGUGAAUGAACUUAUGGGAGCCAUCAGUGCCAGCCACAAUCACUGUAUUAAUCAACUGGAAAGAGAGGCAAUGAUCCUCUCAACCUUUGCAGGGAUGCUACUGAAUAGCUUACCUGUAAAUGAGAUCCUGUCGCUGUAUAGCUGCAAGCCAUCUGCCUCCUGCCCUCAUCCAGGCACUAAAAGCAACAUCGUUCAUCCUUUCCCCUUGUCCUAUCACCCAUUUGCCAUGCUCAGUGCAUUUAAGGCAGUAGACCAUUCAAGAAAACACACUCAGUUCCUGAAAAGGUGGAAUACCCUACGCGAUAAAGAAGCAUCAGCAGGGCUGGAGAAGCAGAAUGUGUCCACCCCAACCCCCUCUUCUUUAACUUCUUUUAGUGACAGUGACAGUUCAUUGAAAGAACAAACAAAGCACUGUGAAGAUUCUGAGGAAUCACAGCAGGACUGAAUUCUUCUCAUCCCGCAAGCAGUUUUAAUAAUAUUCUGUUACUGUUGUUGCUAUCUUUUAGUUUAUAUUUUUACCUUAGAAACAAUUGAUGUUUACCUUUAAAAACACUUACUUGUA